Molecule: messenger RNA, 222 nt
Organism: Schistosoma guineensis
Lineage: Eukaryota; Metazoa; Platyhelminthes; Trematoda; Strigeidida; Schistosomatidae
Source: the annotation of a GenBank genome assembly
AUGGAAGAAUUGGAGGUCAAAGAGAUGUUCUGUAUGAUUGAUAAGAAACAACGUGGUAGAAUCACUUGUAAACAAUUAAGAAAAUUUCUAAGGAGACAUGACGCUAAAUUCAGUAAGAAAUCUGUAAGAAAUUACGUCAAGUCAAUAGACAGUGAUGGGGAUGGUAAAUUAACAUUGGAUGACUUUAUGAGAGCGCUUACCAAAUGUGAUCAUACAAAAUAA